ACCCUCAAAUAUUUCAAGCAUCGAGAAUAGCAGCAAGAUGUCGGCCUUGCAUACCUUUAUGCUGACGGUGGACCGCGAUAAGCAAGCUGCCAUUGCGAUCGCAGAACAAACCGCCCAAGAUGUCGAAAACAAGCAAACCACCCUACUCGACGUCGUUCAAUCACUCGGCGAAUACAUAAAUUACGACGACGCCAUUAUUCGCGGAAAAGCCGUUUCGUAUCUAGCUGCUGUUGUAAAAGCAUUUUCGCCAAAAUUCUUGACUAGACAGCAAAUUCAGGUUUUGACGACUUUCUUUUGUGAUCGGAUUGAGGAUGGAGGGGCUGUUACGGGGUUGGAUACGUUGCAGAAGUUGGAAAGGUUUACGAAGGAUUUUGCGCAGGAGACUGCGCGGGCGGUAUUCGAGCAUUUUAGAGAGUUGCAAGCCCGUGCGCAGUUGCAGAGAUAUCAGAUAUAUCAGUUAGUGAAUGGGUUGAUGGAGAAUCAUAGAGCGGCUCUUCAUGAAAUGGGUGACGAAUCCCUUGUCGGCAUCGUAGAUCUCAUGACCGGCGAGAAAGAUCCACGCAAUCUCAUGCUUGUAUUCUCCAUACUCAAAGUGGUUAUGGUUGAAUGGGACAUAAGCAAUCACGUUGAAACACUUUUUGACUCUGUGUAUAAUUACUUUCCGAUUACCUUCAAGCCUCCUCCCAACGAUCCGUAUGGAAUCACGGCUCAAGAUUUGAAAGACCGGCUGCAAGCUUGUAUAUCUUCGAAUUCAUUGUUUGCGCCUCAUGCUUUUCCGUCGUUGAUUGAUAAGCUUGAUUCGACGUCGAAUAAUGUCAAGCGGGACUCGUUGAAUGCUCUGAUCGCAUGUAUAGAAUCGUAUGACCCCAAUACAGUGUCGAGGUAUUCCAUCCAAGUCUGGGACGCAGUGAAAUUCGAGAUUCUCAACGUCCAAGAGGACUUCCUCUCCGAGAUGUCCUUGAAUGUGUUGAAAGCCAUCGUCAAACGGCUAUCUGAACAUACAACUCAAGUUUCACAAGACAUGCCACUUGCUCAUUUCCUCAAGCCGAUUAUUACAGAAUGCAAUGAACAACUUCGUGAACCUCAGAACAAACAGGCAAGACCUGCACGGGAAAUCAUUCGCAAUGUCUCCUUUGCGUCUAUGCCCGCAUUUAUCCUCAUCAUACAAUCCGUCGUUGCGCCGCUAUUCACUAUCUACCAAGAAGCCGACUCAAUUGCGAAGCAAAGAGCCUUUUUGGAAACCUAUGUCACAUUGCUAGACUCUGCCAUUGAUCUAUACGGAACAUGGGCAGAUAAAGGUUUCACGCAACCGUUCGAAAAUCCUUUGAUAGCGUUCCAAGAUAGAUUUACCGAGGUGUUUAGUCAAGCAUUAAUGGGUUCGGCUAAGGAAGAAAUAUCCUUUAGACAGACCGCAUUGCAGGGUCUUUUACGCCUGUCGACGCUGCGGAACUUCUUCCAGGAUAACGAGAUUGGAUUAUUCGUGCAAUACCUUGAUGAAAUCCUCCUUAAAGAGGGAGUCGUCGGGUCCGGAGCACUGAAAAAGGAUGCCGUGUCCGCACUUGCGGAACUGUCACGAUACAAGUCAAAUCUCAUCAUGGAAAUCACCUUGCCUGCUUUUAUGGCUACUCUCCCCGAUCAAGAUGAUGGUACAGACCUGAAAUACAUAACAACAUUGGACACUUUGGCACAGAUAAGCGGGCAAAAAAACAUUUUCGAGACGUUGGUUAGACGUCUGUUAAAUAAGUUGGAUCUAUUGUUGCAAGGAGACACUUCUCAUCCUCGAUAUGCCAGGAUUAUUUUACUUACGAUCAUCCAUGCCAUGGAUAAAAAAUGGGACGAUCCAGCAGAGAACCUGAAUCUGGAUAGUUACUACGACCGUAUCGUCGUCGGACUAUCGAAAAGAGCAGCAUUGGCUUCAACAAACGACUCCUCAAAGAUUCUACGCGACGUCUCUGUUUUGGAUACAUUGGGCAGAUUGUGCACUUUGAUCAUCCGCUCAAUCUCUCGCGGAAAGCAAGACGAAGUCGCAGAAAAUACCUACACACUCUUCACCGACUCAAACUUCAAACCCGUCCCAUUCUCUCAAACGAGCGACCAGGACCAAAAAAGGACAAUGAUCCUAUCAACACAUUUACUAGCCGGAUUACCAAAGGACACCACCAAACUACCCUACAACAUCACCAACCCAGAGAGCAUGAUCUCCUUACUAGACGAUCUUAUCCACCUCGCCGAAUCCAUCCCCUCCCAUCCAUUCAUCCAACUAGCCAUCCAUCGCCAAAUCGCUCUCCUCGUGAAUAAAUUCCUACCCAACUCCGCCCUACCGCAACUAACCGACUUUCUCACCAAAACCUUCUUCCCGCCAGACACCGAAACAAUCAAUAAAGGCCUAUCCCCGGAUCGAAUCAAGACAUUAUUCUGGCUCUCAAAAGCGUUGAUCUUGCGUUUAGCACCAGCUACAUCAUCCGUUCUUUCUCAGCUUUUAGAACUACUCUCCUCCACCGACCGCGUAACCAGCGAAACUGCCGCUCGCGGCUUUUCUCUGAUCUUGAGCACAGAUGACGUGUUGUCGGCCACAAACGGGGCAAAUAUUCGUCUCCUCUCAAAACAGCGCGUAUUCAGCAUCAUUGUUCCAAUGAUCAGCUCUAAAUUCCGCGACCUCUCCUCUUCCCCCUCUGCAACCUCAUCUCCAUCGCCAGAUGAGUCUCACAUAAAACCAUCAUACCUAACAGCUCUCUCCUCCCUCCUAACCUCCAUCCCCCCAUCCCUCGUCCUCCCCGAACUUCCUUCCUUACUACCACUACUCCUCCAAUCCCUCGAUCUAACAAACACAACCCUCUCCUCCUCCCUCGCCGUAAAACAAGCAACCCUCCAAACCCUCUCAAUUCUCAUCCGCGACAACGGCGGUGCAUCCCUAAUCCACAAAACGGGCCAUAUCUCCGAGCUCGUUAAACGAUUACUCCGUACUGCUUCGUUGGCUACAUCCAAAAAAGAAGGGAUUCCGACUUCUUCGGCGGCUGUUAGAGAGGAGGCGUUGAGGUGUUUGUUUCUUCUCGCUUCUACAUCUUCAUCAUCUACUGCUGGUUUAAGUGGUGGUGGGGAAGAUGUUGAUGUUGCGCUUCAAGAUGCGAUCUCUAGGCCGACGGGGUCAACUACGACCACAACGACGGCUGGGAUAUCGCCGUUACUACCAGUUAAGAAUUUGGUGUUGAGGGAAUUGUUAAAUGUUUUGGAUGAUCCCAAGAGAGAUGUUAGGAAAGCUGCUGUUGAUGCUAGGGCGGCUUGGUUGAGGGGGGUUGGAGAUGCGAAGGAUGAUGAUGAUGAGUAGUUUGACUCGCACAGUAUAUAGAUGGAUGGAAGAGUUUGGGUUUUAUGGAUACUAGAGUGGAUAGAUUGAAGCUUUUUACCUAAUUGAAUUGCAUUGCAUUGUGAUCUAUUGUC
Molecule: messenger RNA, 3438 nt
Organism: Talaromyces stipitatus ATCC 10500
Lineage: Eukaryota; Fungi; Ascomycota; Eurotiomycetes; Eurotiales; Trichocomaceae
Product: DNA repair/transcription protein, putative
Exons: 6
Coding region: 38-3325 (1095 amino acids)
Biological process (GO): iron-sulfur cluster assembly
Cellular component (GO): cytosolic [4Fe-4S] assembly targeting complex
Source: RefSeq, a predicted model, not a curated record